Molecule: messenger RNA, 1818 nt
Organism: Atta colombica
Lineage: Eukaryota; Metazoa; Arthropoda; Insecta; Hymenoptera; Formicidae
Product: putative mediator of RNA polymerase II transcription subunit 12
Exons: 1
Coding region: 1-1818 (605 amino acids)
Source: RefSeq, a predicted model, not a curated record
AUGUUGCAGGUAGCCAUAACAAUUUUAGUAGCAGCAGCCUGCCUCAGUCUGGCUAGGUCUCAGAAAUCUGAGACCUUGGCUAAGACUCUCGAAAUUCCACCGCCUCCAGUAAAACUCGACAAAAACUUGAGGCAAGCGUUGCUGAAAGCGCUGACGGAACUAGAAGCUGAAUCUGCGGAGCACCGAAAGGAUGAAGACGAAAAAACGCUCAUUAUGACUAUAGAAAAAUCUUUCGAUGAAGUGGUGAAGAAGAAUCUAAAUAAGAAUAUUGGCGUGAUACCGAAAGGUUCCUUUUCAUUCGAUAAUUUUCCAGGAGACGAGGAAACCCUCAAUGAGGAAAAACUGCAAAAUUCGAGCUUUCUCGAAUCAAAGAGGUACGUUCCCUCGAGUUCGUCGGGGAUGAUAGAAAAGGCGAGUCACGACGACGCCAGAAGCUACCAUGUGCAGAAUGUGGGUCUGUCUGAUAAAAGUACAACGCCUCGAACUGAAUCUAUACAGGAUUCUUUAGAAAUAAAGAAAAUUUCCGCGAACUCGCCCACGAUUAGCAAGAUUGAUAGUAUCACGUUGAAACCGAUUACGCAAUUAUCAGAGAGCUUGGCGCAAAGCGCCAGCAGCGGAAUUACCAGCGCCAGUGCGCUAAUCGCACCAAAACCGACCGCAUCUAGUCCAACAGCUCCGCUUAGCAAUGUUACUUCAUCUUUUAGCGCUAAUAAGGAAAAAUCUAAGGCAGAGGAAGUGAAAAUACUCCAAGCGCCUCUGGUAGCGGCCUUUACGGUGCAACAAGAUGAACUUGGUAUACCGAAGAGUGUUGUGCCAAUUUACAGACAAUCAGGCGAUGGACAGGCUCUGACUCUUCAGGAACAGUUGGAGUUCAAGCAGAAAUUACUGGAGCAACAGUUGGUAGAGUUGCAACAACAACAGAUCCAACAAACGCAAUUUCUCAUCAGGCAACGUCAACUUUAUGAACAGCAGUUGAGACAGAAGCAGCAGCAGCAACAACAGCAGCAGCAGCAGCAGCAACAGCAAUUAUAUCUUCAAGAACAGGCUAGAAUCAAACACUUGGAGGAACAGACUAAAAUCAAACAAUUGGAGGAGCAGCGUUUGAAACAGCUGGAGGAGCAAAGGAUUUAUCGUUUGCAUCAGCACAAUCAGUUUCCAUUGCUGCAAAAACCGCACGUCUUCGAACAAUCGAAUGUAUUGUCGCUUCAGCCACCUCUGGAACCUACCAUUCAUCUUCAACCGAGCUUAUCUCUAGAAGUUCCCAGCAUCGCGGCGCCUCCAUUAUUCCGCACGAACUAUCAGGAGCAAUUACAUUUCCAACAAUUCCGUCAGCAACCUCAACCACAAGUCCAACUUCAACAAUCACAGCCUCAACUUCAGCAUCAGCAGCGACAGAAUUUCGUUUCAUUUUCUACCACGAGUGACUUCCAGCCACCCGUAGCAUCGGCCACCAGAUUUAACAGACAAGAGGCCUUUAAUGCAGUCGGCAAUUUUGGUUUUAAUCUGGAUAACAAGCAACCGCCUCCGUCAAGGAACGCGGUCAAUUUCAACGUGAUACCAAGGAAUCCUAAUACGUUCGUUUAUAAUCCUUAUCUGCAGUUCAAGCAGAUCCCAAGAGCGCAAACGCCCGCCAAGCAGAUCCAGCGUUUGCUUUAUCAGUCAGGAGUCGCUGGCGAUUUAGGAAAUGUACAGGGCCAAGGUAGCGAGGACCUCAACAUCGUGUCUAAGGUACUAGCGCUAAAUGUUGGCGCGUUGCCCACACACAACAAGAACUAUCAAUAUAUUACGAAUAAUCGCGGCAAAUUGAGCAGCGCGUGA